AUGACAGGAAUGAGUUCCCAAAAUAGCCUUGCCAAUGGUUCCAUUAGCUCCAAUACCGUCGGCGCAAGCUCCACCUCUACCUCCGCGGUUCGAUCGCGCCCUCGCCGCCUGGUCUCCUUCAUGGACGAUGAAGACGACACGUCCAGUUCAAACGGCAACUAUGCCUACAAUGAAGCUCCGACAUUCACUUCGGGGUCGUCAACUACUUUUCUAACAGAUGGAAACACUCGUUCUCGCGGCGCUACCCCCUCGCCGCUCUCAUCCCGCGGAGCAUCGCCCUUGCCCAUGAGACAUCCCUCCCGAGUCACCGAGUCAGUGUAUCGCAGUCGCAAUGAGCCUAUAUCGCUAGGCUGGAAUGGAUCGUCCAAGCCAGCAAGAGGAGGUACAGACUUCCUAGACUCCCCGUGGUCUUCUCUACAAAACCUGGCAUCAUCGGUUCUAGGGAGCAGCACUGGACGGAACACAGAUAAUUCGGCAAAGACACAUACCCGCAGGAAACCGUCGCGAUCGGACAUAUAUACCAAGAGCAUUCCCAGAACAACCCCCUCAGCAUGGGGGCCAUCCGCGCCCGCUACCCCGGAUUUUGGAAGUGGGACCAAGGAGGAGCGACAGGCGCUAGUGCAGGCAAAGAAACGGGAAGCAUUGCUGCUUGCAGACUCCGAUUUAAUAUCAGGCCGCAAUUUCCGGCAUAAAAAACGCGACUCGGGUGAUUAUUCUGAUCAGGUAAUCGACCCAGAUCACGACGAGGACGCGCUGGCGUAUAUCCAUCAUGUACAGGCAUCGGAUAGUAUCACAGGCGUGACGAUCAAAUAUGGUUGCCAAGCGGCUGUUUUUCGGAAAGCGAAUGGUUUCUGGCCCAACGACAACAUCCAGAGCAGGAAGACGGUUCUAUUGCCGGUUGAUGCGUGCACCGUGAAGGGCCGGCCCAUUCGACAGGAGCAUGUGGAUCUUCUUGGUCCUGAUUCUGAAGAUGGAACCGGCAGCUGCAUUGCGCCCGCCGCUGAUUCGUCUGCAGUUGAUUCUACCACUCCAGCAACAGAACGAAAGACUACCGGCCACUCAGAAUCGGAAGUCAAUAAGAUCUGGAAACACGAGUCUUGGGUGAAAAUAGAGGGAUUUCCAGACGCCAUCGAAAUCGGACGUGUUCCACGAAGAGCACUAGGAUUCUUCCCACGAACGCGUCGGAAAUCUGUGUCUUACACUGAUGCCGAGCCUCUAUCUGUGAUCUCGUCACAAGACCCAACCCGGUCUUCUUCCCCGUCUGGAUCGUCCCAAGUUGAUUCCUCCCAAGCCACACUUCCACGCGCCCGCCCGCGUGGUGGGGACCCGGCAAAACCCAGUGGCUCGCACCCAGUUCGCCCUAAGCAUCGUCGUCAACGCAGCAGUCUUCAUCUUUCUGGUACCGGCGUCGGUACUCUGGAUCGCACAUCAACUGCGCCCGGACCGGCUCUGGAUGGACUUAGCAAAUUCUUCUCACAACACAUGCCCCAGUUAGCACCGCCCCCGGCACUCUCGGACCUACGAACACCUUCUUUUGGCUCCGAGUCCGUCACUUCUAACGCUUCAAUGGGUCUAGAGAAUCUAGGCGGGGCGCUGGAAGGAUGGGUUCGCAAGGUGGCGACACGAGCUAAGGUCGGCUUCAAUGACAUGCAAGGUUCCCCGACCCUGUCAGCAUCCGGCCGGGGUCGAAGUCCGGGGCUGUGGGGCAUGAACGAUUUAAUUGAAUUGGAUGAUGCUUCAGAGGAUCGAAGGUCUCCCAGCGCCAUUGGGAUUUCAAGAAGAGCAGAACAAGACACAUCCUCGUCUUCUUCUUCUUUCCGUCCCACAGCCUCUGCCUCCGCAACGAGCAGGCCUCGUGCGACUGGUUCGGGCUUCACUGCGUAUGGCGAGAGAGCCAAGGAUGACUGA
This is a messenger RNA of Penicillium odoratum, 1908 nucleotides long. Its product is annotated as putative LysM domain protein. The record is from RefSeq and is a predicted model, not a curated record. Lineage: Eukaryota; Fungi; Ascomycota; Eurotiomycetes; Eurotiales; Aspergillaceae. The transcript has a single exon. Bases 1 to 1908 code for a protein of 635 amino acids.